AUGGCGACCUACGAAGGUAAAUUGAAAUCGAUGGAGACUAAGAUCAAACUACUGAAGCUAACCGAUGAAGAAACACAACGAACAAUUGAGAAAGGACACGUACCGUCACUGGAAAGACAACAAAGAGUGCUCAAAACGAAAUUGGAAGAAGUAUACAGUUUAAAAGUUGAAAUACAAGAGCUUAAAAUUCAAAGUGACGAGGAGACAGAUAAUAUACGUGAGUGGAGCUCGGAUAUCGACAGCCAGUUGACGACUUUUGAAGGGAAUAUAGAAAAGCUUGAAAGCGUGAUAAAGGAACUGAACAAAAGAUCAUUGGAACAAACAAAGCAAGACGAAGAACAACUUAUAGAGCAAAUGAAGCAGAAACAAUUCGAAAGAGAGAUGAAAUUUGAAGAAGAAAAAUUUGAACAACGAAUGAUGUAUGAGAAGAAAAUCGAAGAAAGCCGCCAAGCUCAAGUCAAGACUAAGGAUAAUCUUUCAAGGUCAAAUUCAAAGCUACCAAAACUUGUUAUUUCGAAAUUUAACGGAGAAUUUACUGACUGGCUCAGAUUUUGGAAUCAGUUUGAGGCGGAGAUAGAGGCUGCUGAAAUACCUAUUGUAACUAAAUUUUCCUACCUGAAAGAUUUAAAACCGAAACCAGACCCCGUGUUGGUAAACCUGGAGACCCUGUUGCAGAAUUCACCCGUUUUGGUUGGACCCUUAUCUCACCUGGAAGUGAAGUGGACUUGUCAAACAUGUUCUUAACGCAAACGUCAACCGUGGACUAUGAAAAUCUCUGCAGCCUUGAUGUGUUGGGCUUGAAAGAUUCGCCAGCAGGAGACCAACGGAGUGUAUAUGAAGAAUUCAAGGAACAGUUGAUCAGACGCCCAGAUGGAUCGUAUGAAACCGGCCUUCCCUGGAGAGGAUGCCAUCCACCUUUACCAAAUAAUGAGCUGGGAAGUCUAAGAAGGUUAAAUUACCUUGCCAGGAAGUUGGAGAAACAACCCGGUAUGCUUCAGAAGUAUGAUGAUGUUAUCAAAGAUCAGUUAUCGCAAGGCAUUGUAGAGAAAGCAACAGAAGAAGCAGAUGGUCGUGAGUUCUACAUCCCUCACAAACCCGUUGUUCGUGAUUCCGCCGAGACAACCAAGCUUCGCAUCGUUUACGAUGCUUCUGCUCGAGAGAAUGAGAAAGCACCUUCCCUGAAUGAGUGUUUGGAAACUGGGCCAUCCUUGCAGAACUUACUUUGGAGCGUGUUGGUGAGAAAUCGAUUCUAUCCAGUGGCCAUUGCGGGAGAUCUGAAGCAAGCAUUCUUACAAGUGUGGAUAAAGAAUCAAGAUCGAGAUGUGUUGAAAUUUCAUUGGUUCAAAGAUUUGGGAACUAAAGAAGUGGAAACACUACGAUUCACACGCGCCCUGUUUGGCCUCGCUCCAUCCCCCUUCCUUCUGGGAGGAGUGAUUGAACAACAUUUGGAACUGUGUCAAGAGAGAUUCCCACACGAAGUAGAAGAGAUCAGACGAAGCCUUUAUGUGGAUGACCUAAUUGGUGGAGGAGAGACCCCAGCCAAAGCCUUACACUUGAAAGAAACAUCUCAAACGAUUUUUGGCGAAGCAAACUUUGAACUUCAUAAGUGGCAUUCAAACAACCCUGACCUAGAAACAACCAGCACAUCCACCUUUGACCAACAACAAAGUUAUGCGAAGGAGCAACUAGGAGUGCAGCAAGGUGAAACCAAGUUACUGGGCUUACCAUGGAAGAAAGGUGAAGAUACUAUAGCAGUCAAAGUGUCGCAACAGAAAGCAGAACCCACAAGAAGAGGAAUCUUGGGUACCCUUGCCAGAAUCUACGAUCCAUUAGGAUUAGUGUCACCAAUCACUGUGGCUGGUAAGAUGCUGUAUCGUGAUGUUUGUGAAAUCCAAAAAUGUUGGGACAAACAGCUACCUACUCCAGUUCUUAACAAAUGGUUGCGUUGGGAGAAACAUCUACCUGACCAAGUGACAGUGCCAAGAAGCCUUGUCAAGUAUCAAGAAGAGAUCACAGGAAUCCAACUGCAUACUUUCGGGGACGCAAGUGGAAAAGGGGUUUCAACGAUAGUGUACGCAGUGAUUCAGCAACAGACAGGAGUCAGCCAGGGACUCGUUGCCGCCAAGUCGCGUCUCGCAAAACACGGACUGACCAUUCCCAGACAAGAGCUAGUGUCGGCGCAUAUGAGUACUAACCUUGUGCACAACGUGAAAGUAGCAUUGGCGGGUUUUCCAGUAACAGGCGUUUACGGUUGGCUUGACAGUACCGUGGCUCUCCAUUGGAUAAACGGGAAUGGAGAAUAUAAACAGUUUGUAAGAAAUCGCGUAAGAAAAAUCCAAGAAAAGCAUUACAUCCAGUGGGGACAUGUACCUACAGCCGAAAACCCAGCAGACGUGGGAAGCCGUGGUGGAUCUGUAGAACAACUAUCCGAGCUUUGGUGGCGGGGACCUGCAUGGCUGCAGCAUCCAGAAAGUUGGCCAGAGACAGUUGUUACGAGCGCGACUGCAGAAAGUGAAUCCGAAGCUAAGAUUGUACGAGAUGUGUUGGCAGUAGCGAUGCGAGAGGAAGAUAAGCUUGAUGAGCUGAUGGAAAAGUUCGAGUAUUGGAAAGUCAUACGAACAACCGCUUGGGUAGCAAGGUUCACCAGCAAUUGCAAGUUGAAGCAAUCGGAACGAAUCAAAGGUCCUCUAAAGACAGCAGAAACCAACCUUCAAGUCGACUUUUGGGUAAAGCGAGUGCAAGAGAAAUGUCAAGGAACCAGAGAAUUCGAGGAAGAUCGACAGCGUCUCAACUUACAGAGAAAUUACAAAGAGUUGUUCGAAUGUCGAGGUAGAAUUCAGGGAGAUUACCCAGUAUACCUUCCUGACAAGUCAACACUUACAGAAAAGCUGGUGAUGGAUGCUCAUGUGCGAACUUUGCAUGGGGGAGUGGGACUUGUUAUGACAGAAAUCAGAAAGGAGUACUGGAUCCCUCGUCUGCGAAGUGUUACGAAGCGUGUAAUCAAGAAGUGCUAUGGCUGCAAACGUCAUCAAGCUACCGCCCUUGCUCAACCACCUCCGGGCAAUCUUCCGCGAAAUAGAACUGAAGGAGCAUGGCCAUUUCAAGUUGUCGGAAUUGAUUAUGCUGGACCGAUAACGUAUCGAGCUAAGAAAGGUCAAGAGAAGAAGUCAUACAUAUUGCUUUACGCUUGCAGUUUGACACGCGCAUUGUACCUGGAGUUGCUGCCUGAUCUUACGACCGACGAAUGCAUUCGAAGUUUGAAGCGACUUAUUGCAAGACGGGGACGACCAGACCGGAUUUACUCAGACAAUGGGAAAACUUUCGUCGCAGCUGCAAAUUGGUUACGUAAGGCUAUGAGAGAUGAACAGUUGCAUGAUUGGCUAGCGAAGCAGAAAAUUGCAUGGCAAUUCAAUUUAAGCCGCGCCCCUUGGUGGGGUGGUCAAUUUGAAAGGAUGGUGGGGCUUGUGAAACAAGCUCUCUAUAAGACCACGGGUAAAGCAAAUUUGCGCUGGGAGGAACUGGAAGAAGUGCUCUUGGAUAUUGAGACAGUCCUAAACAAUCGACCAUUAAAUUACGUCGAAGAUGACAUUCAAUUGCCAACUCUAACACCACAUGCCAUGAUAGUAGGACGUCCUAAUUUGAUACCAGAAAGUGCAGAACUUGAUGAUGAAAACGAUGGUGAUCUGAGAAAAAGAGCAAAGUACUUGCAACGAUGUAAGAAUGCAUGGUGGUCGAGAUGGUCAGCUGAGUAUUUGAAAGCUUUGAGAGAACGACACAACUUGAAGAACAAAACAACGGAGAUGAAUGCAAAACCUGGAGAUGUAGUCUUAAUAAAGGGUGAUGAACGAAAUCGUGGGCGAUGGAAAAUUGGCAUCGUAGAAAAGCUGAUAAAAGGCAGAGACGGAAUUGUGAGAGCAGUACGAUUGCGAGCUGGUAAGUCGUUCCUGGAACGUGCCAUACAACAGUUGUAUCCGAUGGAGUUAUCGUGCGACAGAGCAAGCCAGAAGAAAUUGGAUGCAACAGUUAAAGAAUUCACACCAAAACGACGGGCAGCAAAGAUAGCGAAAGAGAACAUUCGUCUAAUUGCUGAAGAAGAAGAGGAAGAACAUUAG
Paramuricea clavata is the source of this 4112-nucleotide messenger RNA. The record is from the annotation of a GenBank genome assembly. NCBI's taxonomy places the organism in Eukaryota, Metazoa, Cnidaria, Anthozoa, Malacalcyonacea, Plexauridae.